Molecule: messenger RNA, 808 nt
Organism: Gloeophyllum trabeum ATCC 11539
Lineage: Eukaryota; Fungi; Basidiomycota; Agaricomycetes; Gloeophyllales; Gloeophyllaceae
Exons: 1
Coding region: 17-565 (182 amino acids)
Source: RefSeq, a predicted model, not a curated record
CCCUCAGACGUACCACAUGUCUCCAUCUCGACGCCCAUACUACAGUCCCAGCAUGAGGAGGGGGUUGGAGUGCAUACCCGAGAACGUAUAUGAGGAGUCCGAUCAGCCUUUGGCGGGGCCCUCUCGCUACAACGUCCCGAUACCGCGCAAGGCUCAGAGAAGUACACCACCUACCUAUGCUACACCCACCAUCCGCGCCGCUAGUCGUUCAGACACCCGAACGUUUGGUGGCCGCAUAAACGUCCCACAAAUCAUUGUUACCCGCGCACAAUCCCCCUCUCCCGCGCCGUCUUACCUCAGCAUCCCACCUUCGAAACCGACCCAAGAUCGCACUCUUCUGACUACCCCAGAUGCUGGGCGGCUCUCUUCGCGGGACAAUGUGCCACACAAACGAGACGAGGAUCGUUGGAUACGCGUCGAGUCGAAGGGGGGGAAGAGCAACCGCAACAGCACGCGGAAAGUUCCGCUGAUAACACCGCAGGCGGAUAUGGGGACCUGCCGACGAACGCACAGGCAUCCUGUGACAGUGAGCAUAGUCCCAGUCGACUCUGACGAUGACGAGUAAGGUGUCUGCGAGUGGGGAGGGGGGCGUCGAGGAGUCGGGCGGGGGUUCAGGUGGGGGUCGCAUUCCGCAUUGUAACAUAUUAUUCCAUUAGUCUACCAUUACGAUCGUCACGCUGCGCACAGUAUUGUAUCAGUAUCAUAAGUCUCCAGGAUAAUUUAUGUAUCACGCACCUCUCUCGUACUGCCGGUGUUCCUAAUUUAAUUCACUGUCUCGGUCAGUCAACGGUCACAGAGGCUGAUAACG